Microcebus murinus (gray mouse lemur) is the source of this 4818-nucleotide messenger RNA. NCBI's taxonomy places the organism in Eukaryota, Metazoa, Chordata, Mammalia, Primates, Cheirogaleidae. The record is from RefSeq and is a predicted model, not a curated record.
UUGAGCCCAGUUGUUUGAGGUUGCAGUGAGCUAUGAUCACACCACUGCACCCCAGCCUGGGUGACAGUGAGACCUUAAUAAGUAAGUGAAGUUCAAGGUAUUUUUCUGUCCUAAUCAAUGUUUGUAUCCCCUUUUUUUUGUAGGUUCUUAGCAUAUUGGAAUGAAUAGCUCAUUGCACAAAACACAGUCAAAAGCCCCUUGGUGCCUUGUGGAAUAAAGGAGACGAACACGUUACUCCCUUCUCUCUUCACGUCUCCACUCCCAGACAUACACACAGCUUGGUCACUAAGAACGGAAACUUCUUCCUUCUCUGACAGUUCAGUUUCUAUUCUACACCAACGUGACUGUUCAGCUGUCUUCAUUAGCAUGCCUUUAUCCCAGGAUACUCCUGCCCAAGCAAACCGCUUGAUUUAUUAUAGGAACUUCCACAAAGGCCAAGUGACUGUUCAGUCUCUUCCGAGAGAGUAUCAACAGAUUGUACCUUAAGAUUCCUUGCCUCAAAAACACUUGCUAUUUCCAACAAUCCUGGCUGUAGUAUCAUGAUCAUUACGAAAUCCUAAUCAGGUUUCCUGCAUUGAAAGACUUGUUCGCCUUAAACCUAACUUCCAAUAUUUUCAAUCAAUUCCGACCUGGUCUUGACACUUUGCUCUGUCAAGGUGCAAAGCUCUGCCGGAGUGGUGUUCUUCCUUACAGCGUUAUAAACUUUUUUGUUUUUUUUUUUGUCUUAUCAACAGGUUGAAUUGGUGGUAUUGGGGAGCUGGCAUUCCACACAAGUUUGAGAUCCAGCGUUCCUUAUGCCACAGCUCAGCCAAUGUCACUUAUACCUUUCCCACUUUUAGCCUACCCUUUGCUUCCCCUAAAAAUUUUGGUUUUUAGCUUAUUUUCAUAACGCAAGCUUCGCUUUUCUCUUUGAUACGGCUGCGCUUUUUAAAAUUUGCCAUUACUUUCUCAUGAGCUUCUACAAAUGAAUAAAACGAAAAGGAAUCUGACAGUAACUGCGCCGGGUAACUGACUCACACCGAGCCCCCAGUAGUCAAAGCAAAAGCCUUCUCAGCCGGUGGGAAACGCCGUCCUUCGAGCAUUCUGGGAAAUGUAGUCCAGGAGGCGCGAGAACGCCGCGGCGCUUCCGCUCGGGGAUUCUGGGAAGUGGAGUUUGUUAACUGCGUGCAGGCGGAGGCACUUCCGCUCCAGGAAGGCGAGGUCGGCUCUGAGAUUGCUCCCGGGGCGUUUCGCCUUCCCCGAACUCCGCCUUUUCUCAGAGGAAAGAGGAGAAAAAUGACCAAGUUCCAGGAGGCAGUGACAUUCAAGGACGUGGCUGUAGCCUUCACCGAGGAAGAGCUGGGGCUGUUGGACUCUGCUCAGAGGAAGCUGUACCGAGAAGUGAUGCUGGAGAACUUCAGGAACCUGGUCUCAGUGGGACAUCAGUCCUUCAAACCAGAUAUGAUAUCCCAGUUGGAGAGAGAGGAAAAGCUCUGGAGGAAGGAGAUCCAAACCCAAAUGGGCAGGCAUUCAGGAGGCAGGAAUCAAAAUGAGAUGGACACUCUUCAUGAAGCAGGAUUAAGGUGCCUCUCACUGGGAGAACUUUCCUGCUGGCAAAUCAAGAGACAUGUUGUGAGCAAAUUAACCAGAAGUCAAGACUCCAUGAAAAAUAUUCAAGGAAAGAGUCCUCAGUUCCCCAGGCACCAUGGUUCCCCCUGUCAAGUGGGAGCAGGAGAAUCUAUUCAGGCUUCUAUGGAUGACAGCAGACUAGGGAACCUCAUAGGGGAUCAUUCCAAUAUCAUUGAAACUCAAGAAUUUCCAACUGGUAGAGUUCAGAAUUCUUGGAGUGAAAUAUAUCUGAAUGAGACACAGCAUUGUCAGAGAAGUUGUAAGCAGACUCAGAUGAAAAACAGACUAUGCAUUUUUGCUCCAUGUGUUGACAUUUUCAGUUGCAUCUCACACCACCAUGGUGAUGACAUAGUGCACAAAAGAGACAAAGCUCUUAGCGACAGUGACUGCGGUAAAGACAUCCUAAAGGUAUCACCUCUUACCCAGCGUAGUAUUCACACAGGACAGAAAACUUACCAAGGUAAUGUAUGUGAAAAAACCUUCGGUGAUGGCUCCAGUCUUGAACUUUGCCAGCAGGUACACUUGGGAAAGAAGUCCCCUCCCUGUGGUACACACGGGAAUGAUACCGGUUAUAGCUCAGGUAUUCCUUUUCAACAGAGUGUUCGCACAGGAAAAAAACGCUACUGGUGUCAUGAAUGUGGGAAGGGUUUCAGUCAGAGCUCCAAUCUGCAAACUCAUCAGAGAGUCCACACAGGGGAGAAACCCUAUACCUGCCAUGAAUGCGGUAAGAGCUUUAAUCAGAGCUCACAUCUUUAUGCUCAUCUGCCUAUUCACACAGGAGAGAAGCCCUAUAGAUGUGACAGUUGUGGGAAGGGCUUCAGUCGGAGCACGGAUCUUAACAUUCACUGCAGAGUUCACACUGGAGAGAAGCCUUAUAAAUGUGAGGUAUGUGGGAAGGGCUUCACACAGAGAUCGCAUCUUCAGGCCCAUGAAAGAAUCCACACUGGAGAGAAACCGUAUAAAUGUGGGGAUUGUGGUAAACGCUUUAGUUGUAGCUCAAAUCUUCAUACCCAUCAGAGAGUCCACACUGAAGAAAAGCCAUACAAGUGUGACGAGUGUGGUAAGUGCUUUAGUUUGAGCUUUAAUCUUCAUAGUCAUCAACGAGUCCACACAGGAGAAAAACCAUAUAAGUGUGAAGAGUGUGGGAAGGGCUUUAGUUCAGCCUCAAGUUUCCAGAGCCAUCAGAGGGUCCACACAGGAGAGAAACCAUUUCGAUGCAACGUGUGUGGUAAAGGCUUCAGUCAAAGCUCCUAUUUUCAAGCCCAUCAGAGAGUCCACACGGGAGAAAAACCAUACAAAUGUGAAGUGUGUGGGAAGCGCUUUAACUGGAGCUUGAAUCUUCACAAUCAUCAAAGAGUCCACACAGGAGAGAAACCCUAUAAAUGUGAGGAAUGUGGUAAGGGUUUUAGUCAGGCCUCAAAUCUUCAAGCUCAUCAGAGCGUCCACACGGGGGAAAAACCAUUCAAAUGUGAUGCAUGUCAGAAGCGAUUCAGUCAGGCCUCCCAUCUUCAAGCCCAUCAGAGAGUCCACACUGGAGAGAAACCAUACAAAUGCGACACGUGUGGUAAGGCCUUCAGCCAGAGGUCCAACCUUCAAGUCCAUCAGAUAAUUCACACUGGAGAGAAACCAUUUAAAUGUGAGGAGUGUGGGAAAGAAUUCAGCUGGAGCGCUGGCCUCAGUGCCCAUCAGAGGGUCCACACAGGAGAGAAACCCUACACGUGUCAGCAGUGUGGGAAGGGCUUCAGUCAGGCCUCGCAUUUUCACACCCACCAGAGAGUCCACACUGGAGAGAGGCCUUACAUAUGUGACGUCUGCUGCAAGGGCUUCAGUCAGAGAUCGCAUCUCGUCUACCAUCAGAGAGUCCACACGGGAGGGAAUCUGUAGAAAUACAAAGUAUGGAACAGCUGUCAGAGUUCACAUCUUCCUCUCCAUUGGAAAUCCACGUUGAUUACAAAAAGCUCCUUCAGAACUCAGCAGCUUCAAAAGCAGCUAAGAUGCUACAUUUUAAGGACUCCAUUGGCAGGCGAAUAUUUUACUAACAUCAAGACUUCUCACAGAUGAGAGAAAACUAUUUGCUCUGUCAGUAUGGUCAAAUGUUUAUGCCAGAGUUCCAAAGCAUCCCAAUUAUUAAAAUGCAACACAGAAGAAUCGUAUUCAUUGGAAUCUACCCGAGAGAGGCCUUACUUUAACAAAAUUAUAUGACUGACUGACAAAAUUGUCAAAUGAAUUGUAAUCUCCAGGUAGGGAGGUGUUUUUCACUACUGUAUUUCUACCAUGUAGAACUAUGCUUGGCUCAUAAGAGGGCCUGGCUGGGACUGAAGAAAAUGGAUAAAAUCCCUAUGAGAGAUAUUUGAAAAUUCUAGUCAGUUCCCUAUCCUAACUAUAUAUUAAUUUAUAGUCAAAAGGAAUCCUGCCUUAACCGUUUCAGGAAAUAAAGUACAGAAAAUCAUGUAUGACUGCUAUCCACAGUGAUUCAGAUUAGGACAAGAGACUUUCGAAUGGCUUCCAUCCUUCAGCCUCACUUCUCUGUACAGUGUUAUCAUGAAUUGUGUAUGGUAUAAUUUUUAGUAUCAGUUUGUACUUGAGGGGUUGAAAAAUACUGUUUUUAUGAAUAACAACACUGCAAUUUAUGCAGUUGGGAUUUUUGGACCUGCAUUCAUUAAGGUCGAGUUUUACUGUAACUCAAAGCAUUAAAAGUAGUUACCCGUGACAAAAAGUUUCUUAGUAAACUUGAAUUGCUAAUAAUUGAUUGGGUUUUCAUUAUUUUCAUGCAGGCUUAGGUCAAUUUGCUUUUCUAUAUGUAGUCCUUCCUCAUCUAGUCCUCUUUAGAAAGAGCUUUACCAGAUAUCAAGCACAUUUCGUCAUAUUCUUCUCCCGAAAAUGGGAGUAGGGACAGAAACAUUUAGUUUUGUUUGAAGUAUCAUUAAAAGCAACUGCCAUUUACAUAGCAUUGUGUGCCCAAUCCCUUCUCUUGGUGUGAGUGAACAUGAGCUUUUUGUAGAUCAGCUGGUGAAAAGAUCAGAAUACUCUUGGACCUGACAAUCCAAGCACUAGAAGUUUAGCUUAGCAGAUUAUAACAAAAGAUUUUAUACAAGAUAUUUAUCCUGGGGCCUGGCUUGGUGCCCCUCACCUGGCCUUACAUAAUCCUAGCAUUCUGGGAGGGCAAGGCGGGAGGAUUGUUUGAGCUCAGGAAUUCGAGACCAGCCUGAG